This is a messenger RNA of Myotis lucifugus (little brown bat), 1517 nucleotides long. RefSeq names its product colony stimulating factor 3 (gene CSF3). The record is from RefSeq and is a predicted model, not a curated record. Gene Ontology annotation, biological process: positive regulation of myeloid cell differentiation; positive regulation of cell population proliferation; immune response. Gene Ontology annotation, molecular function: growth factor activity; cytokine activity. NCBI's taxonomy places the organism in Eukaryota, Metazoa, Chordata, Mammalia, Chiroptera, Vespertilionidae. The coding region runs from base 127 to 714 and encodes 195 amino acids. Gene Ontology annotation, cellular component: extracellular region. The transcript is spliced from 5 exons.
AGUCGCAGGUAAUUUCCUCCCGGGCCUCCAUGGGCUUCUGUAUAAAGGCCCUCCGGAGCUGGUCCCUGACAGAGCCCGAGCCUGCAGACCCAGCCAGACGCUGCUGAGCCCGCUGCCCAGAGCCCCAUGAAGCUGAUAGCCCUGCAGCUGCUCCUCUGGCACAGCGCACUUUGGACAGUGCGAGAAGCCACUCCCCUGGGCCCUGCCCGCAACCUGCCCGAGACCUUCCUGCUCAAGUGCUUAGAGCAAGUGCGGAAGAUCCAGGCUGAUGUCGUGGCCAUGCAGGAAAGGCUGUGUGCCACCCACAAGCUGUGCCACCCCGAGGAGCUGGUGCUGCUCAGGCACUCUCUGGGCAUCCCCCAGGUUCCCCUGGGCAGUUGCUCCAGCCAAGCCCUGCAGCUGACAAGCUGCCUGGGACAGCUCCACGGUGGCCUCUUCCUCUACCAGGGCCUCCUGCAGGCCCUGGCAGGAAUCUCCCCCGAGUUAGGCCCCACCUUGGACAUGCUGCAGCUGGACAUCACCGACUUUGCCACCAACAUCUGGCAGCAGAUGGAAGACCUGGGGAUGGCCCCUGGCGUGCAGGCCACCCAGGGCACCGUGCCCACCUUCACCUCGGCCUUCCAGCGCAGGGCAGGGGGCGUCCUGGUGGCCUCCAGCCUGCAGAGCUUCCUGCAGCUGGCCCUCCGCGUCCUGCGUCACCUCGCCGAGCCCUGAGCAAAACCCUACCCACCCGAUGUAUUUAUCUCUAUUUAAUAUUUAUUUAAACCUAAUAUUUAAAGACAGGGAAGAGCAGAAAGGAGUCUCCGAUUCCUGGGCCCUUCCCUCCACCUCCAAGUGUCAUUCUGUCUGUGGCAGAGAGAAAGCUCCUGUCUUCCUGUCCCCUGGACUGGGAGGUCGAUAGGUAAAUACCAAGUAUUAACUCCGAUGACUGUGGUGGGCACUGAACCCCCGACCCCGAGGGCACCCGACUUGGGGCCCUUGGAAGCAUCAGAAGCUCUCCCACGUGGGAGACAAGACAGCCCUGUUUAAUAUUUAAACAGCAGUGUUCGCCGCUGGGCCCUCGCAUCCCUCCCUCGCUCUGGCGUCAGCGUGGCGUGCGAAUGCCAGGCCUCGCUUCCCCUCACGUCUCCUCCCCACGGGCAUGAAGCCCAGCAGAGGCAGCCUGAGCUGGGAGGCUUGACCCUGGGGUCCCACAAAUUUGAUGGGUAAUCUAAUUUUUCUUAAGAUUUUGGGGGGCAUGUCUUGACGCCCGUGGGGUGUCUCUCGUUUCUUCUGGAUGCCCUCUAGAGACACCCAUAGGCUUGGGACCCCACCCCCACCAGGGCCAGUACUCUGCCUCCUCCUAGGGCUGUGCAGAUGGUCGUGCACCUGCCUUGCUGGGUGGGGCUGGCAAUGUGGGCGGGAAAAGAGGAGGGGGAUUAUGUGAUGGGUGAGAGGGAAGCUCAAUGUUCACUCUCAACCUCUACUCUCUUAUUGUAGCCAAACUUCGUGUUAAUAAAGUGUUUGUCUUUAGCAAA